Gilbertella persicaria is the source of this 1724-nucleotide messenger RNA. RefSeq lists its product as uncharacterized. NCBI's taxonomy places the organism in Eukaryota, Fungi, Mucoromycota, Mucoromycetes, Mucorales, Choanephoraceae. Gene Ontology annotation, molecular function: protein binding. The coding region runs from base 125 to 1567 and encodes 480 amino acids. Gene Ontology annotation, biological process: SCF-dependent proteasomal ubiquitin-dependent protein catabolic process. Gene Ontology annotation, cellular component: SCF ubiquitin ligase complex. The transcript is spliced from 13 exons. The record is from RefSeq and is a predicted model, not a curated record.
CACCUUUUGAAGCAGAAACCCCAAAAUAGCCAUCACCACUGGUCAAAAUACCGACCAAGGAAGUAUAAGUCGACGCUCGCAUUUAUUAUCUGCUAUUGAACAGCGUGCCUCUGUUAAUAACACUAUGAACCGCGAAAUUGAGCAACAACGAGGCGGCCUAGAACGGCAUUCAAAGGAGUUGCGUGAUAUUUGCACAAAUAAUGUAUCAGUGUUGCUGUCACAACACUCGACUGCCUCUAAUCGAUACUUGAAAAACCUUUCUGAUGUUUCUUCUGAUGUAGCAGAGAGAUUAGUCAAGAAUUUAAAAGAGAAAGGAAAACUAAAUGCUUCAACACUAAGAAAAUUAACAGACCAUUGUUAUUUGCAAAAUGUCUUGUUGGAUUCAUAUACUUAUUGUACAGAUUCUUUGGUUGAAGACUUGUCCAAAUCAAACUCUUCUAUAUCCAUCACCAAAGUCAGCCUUCGAGGAUGCGAUGUGAUUACGGAUAAUGGCAUUCGCUCUUUAAUAGGGCUAAAGAACUUGGACUAUCUGGACUUGAACAACUGCAAAAUAACAGACAAAGGAUUGAAGUCGCUUGAGCAACUGCAUUACCUUGGCUAUUUGAAUUUAUCGAAAACAAAGAUUACAGACAGAGGUAUCGCUUCUAUGAUAUCAAAUUCAAAAUUCAAGGAACAUCUUCAAGUUCUACUUUUGGAUGGUUGUAGCAAUAUCAAGUCUUCAAACACGCUAGUGCCUGUUGUGAAUGAAUUUCCAAACUUGCUUCAGUUAUCUUUGGCAAACACUUUAAUUGGCCAGCAAGAAACAUCAGUUAAACUGAGAAAGAACGUCAUGUUGGAGCAUUUAGAUGUGAGCCAUACCGGCAUAGAUGAUCAAGUUUUGAUCCAAAUCAUUAGUCAGUUUAAGCAACUUUCAGCUUUGAAGCUUUCUGCUUGCCUUGAGUUGUCUACAAGAGCAUUGUCAUUUCUUCCAAGAGAAUUGAAACGCUUAAAGCAGGUUCAGUUUCCUAACCGAAAGCAUGAGCUUGAUGGAGUUCUAGCAAGAUAUAGAGAUCUGCCGUUAGAAUACCUUGAUUUAGGCUCUUUUGAUAUCACAGAUGAGGGGGCUCAGCAUAUUGCUUGCAUGAAACAUCUACGCUUCUUGAGCUUAGAAGGGACAAAAGUAACAAAUCAAGGAACCAGCUUAUUUAAAAAUUUGGUUGAACUUGAAAAGCUCCAUUUAGAUAGAACAGUCAUCACGGAUGAAGGGGUUGCAAGCUUAGGAGGAGUUUCUAAGUUAGAUACGUUGUCACUUUGUCAUACUGGUGUAAGUAACGCUACGCUAAAGUUGUUUGGGGAUUAUGAGAAGACGGCUUUUACUCGGUGCUUGAGAAGUUUGAAUCUUGCCCAAUGUAUUCUCAUUACAGAUAAAGGCAUUCGUCAUUUGAGAGGGAUGGUCAACCUUACUAACCUAAAUCUGGACCAUACAAGCGUGACCAAGAGUUGCCUUAAAUAUCUAAAAGAUUUAAAGCACUUGAAGCCUGUAAGAUUGUUAGGCAUUGAAAAGGAAGAGGAAGAAGAUACAGAUUAGAAUAUGGACUAAAUUGUAUGUGAAGCAAUCAAUAUUGUGUGACAAACUUUCCAAAUGAGAGAAAAGAUUCCAAUGUAAUGUACUUUUCAGUUUCUUCUCUCAAAUAAAUAAAAAUAAAUAAAAAAUAAAAACGACUUGGAGUCUGUCAAUGUCAGAC